Messenger RNA from Xiphias gladius (swordfish), 4162 nucleotides. RefSeq names its product inositol polyphosphate-5-phosphatase D (gene inpp5d). The coding region runs from base 156 to 3464 and encodes 1102 amino acids. Lineage: Eukaryota; Metazoa; Chordata; Actinopteri; Istiophoriformes; Xiphiidae. Gene Ontology annotation, molecular function: phosphatase activity. Gene Ontology annotation, biological process: phosphatidylinositol dephosphorylation. The record is from RefSeq and is a predicted model, not a curated record. The transcript has 27 exons.
GAAGAUGAACAAGUGAAAGAAAGGACUUAAAAGUUACGCACCAUGAAAAGAUGAAAACAGCCAGAGAGAAAUACUGAGUCUACUUUUGUUUGCUGGAAUAUUGUUUGAGAGCAGAUGCAAAACUCUUGAGCUCAGCUUUUGGGGUUAGAAACAGGAUGCAAAGUUAUCAACCUUGGUACCAUGGCAAUAUAACUCGAUCCAAGGCUGAGGAUCUUCUAUCCAAAGCAGCAAGAGAUGGAAGCUUCCUUAUCCGGGACAGUGAGUCCAUACAGGGAGCAUAUGCCCUCUGUGUUUUAUACCAGAACUGUGUGUACACAUACAGAAUCCUGCCAAAUGAGGAUAAGAAGCUCUCUGUCCAGGCAUCUGAAGGAGUUCCUAUCAGGUUCUUCACUAUGCUGCCUGAGCUGGUAGAGGCAUAUUACAGUCCCAACAUGGGUCUGGUCACACAUCUGCAGUACUCCGUCCAGAGGGAGGAGGAGGUAGAUGAGGAACCAGAAUCCAACAAUAUUCCACCACAGCUUCCACCCAGGAACUUCACAGGCAACGAUGUGAAAGACAGUGACUCCAAGUCUUCUGAACAGGCCUGCAAAUCUUUAUCAGACACCUACCUGAUGAGACUGCAGCAUAUGGACCUGUCUGCAAUACCUGAGGAGCAUCAAAUGGCCAUUCAAGAAUACUUCAGAACCUCAAUCUGUUUGGAUGCUGAACAAGUACAGAACGGUAACCCCACCCUCCCCGGUCUUAAGAAGUUAACAAUGUCAAUCUGCAAGACUCUAAACGGUGAAAUUUCCCACAUUCUGCCAGCUCUGGAGGUCUUCCAUAAAGCGUUGGACCAACAGCUCUCACCAGGAAUUUGCCAAUGUCCAAAGCAAAUUCCUGCCUAUUCAGGUCAAUCUGUGUCCUUUAGGCUUGAGCAACUGACAAAACUGCUCUACUCAAUAGAAGAUAAGGCUAAAAGUUCUGUGUUUGAGUCUGUUGGAUAUGAAGGGGGUCACAGGAAAUCUCUCAUACCACUUGUUACAUUUGAGGUCAAGCAAGAAUCACUUGGUAUUUCCCCAAAGAUGUUCCUAAAAGUGGACGUUGAAAGUGGGAAGCUCUACUUCAAGAAGUCAAAAGAUGGGCCUGAAGAAAAAUACUAUGUGCACAAUAAAAUUCUGCAGUUGGUGAAAUCUCAGAAAAUGCACGCCAAACUUGUCAUCGUGGUGGAGACAGAGAAAGAGAAGAUUUUGCGAAAAGAGUUUGUCUUUGAUGACACAAAGAAAAGGGAGGGAUUUUGCCAACUACUUCAACAAAUGAAGAACAAACACUCUGAAAAGCCUGAACCAGACAUGAUCACAGUGUUUGUUGGUACCUGGAACAUGGGAAACGCCGGCCCUCCCCACAACAUCAGCUCCUGGUUUCAGUGUAAGGGCCUAGGGAAAACACGAGAUGACACCGCAGAUCACAUCCCGCCUGAUUUUUAUGUCAUUGGGACUCAAGAGGAUCCUUUGAGCGAGAGGGAGUGGGCAGACACAGUGAAAGGAGUCCUGAGGAACAUCACAAACAUCAGCUUUAAACAAGUGGCGAUUCACACUCUGUGGAACAUUCGGAUUGUGGUCCUGGCCAAACCUGAGCACGAAAACAGGAUCUCCCACAUUUUCUCUGACAGUGUGAAGACAGGGAUUGCCAACACUCUGGGAAACAAGGGAGCAGUGGGAGUGUCCUUCAUGUUCAACGGUACAUCUUUUGGCUUUGUCAACAGUCACCUGACCUCUGGAAGUGAGAAGAAGCUCAGACGCAAUCAAAACUACACCAACAUCCUGCGAUUUCUGAAUCUGGGAGACAAGAAGCUCAAUCCGUUUGACAUCACGAAUCGGUUCACCCAUCUCUUCUGGCUCGGUGAUUUGAACUACCGUGUUGAAUUUCCAUCUACGGAAGCUGAGUACAUUGUGACAAAGAUCAAACAGCAGCAGUACCAGGAACUCCUCUGUAAAGACCAGCUCAGCAUGGAGAGGAAUGAUGGAAAGGUCUUCUUGCAUUUUGAUGAGGAGGAAAUCACAUUUCCGCCAACCUAUCGCUUUGAAAGAGACACGCGAGAGAAGUAUGCUUACACGAAGGCCAAAGCCACGGGGACAAAAUACAAUUUACCCUCCUGGUGUGACCGGGUCCUGCGGAGGUCAUACCCUCUGGUUCAUGUUGUCUGCCAAGCAUAUGGGUGCACUAAUGACAUCAUGACAAGUGACCACUCACCAGUAUUUGCCUCUUUUGAAGUCGGAGUAGCCUCACAGUUUGUCUCCAAGCAAGAUCCAAACAGUGCACCUCAAGGUGGGAUACAAAUCAUGAACUGUGUGGCCACAUUGUUGACUAAAUCAAAGACCAAGUUCUUCAUUGAAUAUCAUUCCAGCUGCUUGGAGAAAACUGUGAAGACUACAGAGGGAGAGAACACAGAGCACUCAGAUGGGUCCAUAAAAGUUUGGUUUGGCAACCAAGUUGUGCUCACCCCCAUCAUCUCUGACCCCGAGUACCUUUUGGACCAGCACAUCCUCAUCUGUGUAAAGGCAACAGACUGUGACGAGUCAUAUGGCGAGGGCUGUGUUGCACUGCGAGCUGCCCAGUUCUGCUACACAGAGUUUCAGGUCACACUGACUCACCAUGGAGAGAAGACAGGCACCUUGACUGGUGGCAUUCAGUUACACACCUCUGAGGGCAAGCCCACUGAGAAGUUAUAUGAUUUCAUCAAAGUUGAAAGGGAUGACCCUGUCAGCUCAAAAUGCAAAGGUGGUGACCCCAACAAGUAUUCCAUCACCCAAGCACAUGAUAUUUCUAACCCCAAUUACAUGGGCGUGACCUUCAAAAGUGGGAAUGUAAUAGAUAAAGGCUGGAGUUACAGCAUGCCACCAAAACAUCUUGCCACUGCCAUGCAAGGGAGUAAAGACUCCAAGAAGGGUGGUUUUGAUGUGAGCACACGCAGUCCCACAGGAAAACCUUGUCCCAUGGGUGAGGAUGAAAAGAUAUCAGAGAUGUUUGACAACCCUCUUUAUGGUUCAAUGGGAAAAUCCCAUGGUUGGGGCAAGGAACAAGACCUCCAGCAAAAAGACCACUUCAUCCCCCUAGACCCAUUGUUUGCACCCUCUAAACCAGCAGAUGGAGACUCUGACCGCCCCCCGGUGCCCACCCCGCGCAACCGCUCCUUCACCUGCUCUGAGACCAAACCACAACCUCCAACCCCCAGCACUUCCCAUCCCUCAGCUAACAAGAAACCAGUGGUGCCCUCACGCUCGGAAGGUGGGAUGGCACACAACAGGCCUCCUGUACCAGCUAAGUCCCGACCAGGCGUGCCAGAGCCCCAGACCCCUAAACCCAGAGACUACAGAGACAGCUCCGAACUCCCCAACAAACUCAGAGCACCGGCAAGACCGGGCCAAUCACAGCCUCACAAAGACAUACAUCCUGAUGUUCACAAGACGGGCCGUUCUGUGAAGUGAGAUCAGGCUACAGCGCUGGUCCUUAUGUCUGUGCAGCUUCCUGCCCUGCAUUUUUGGAAACAUCAAAUUCACAAAGCAAAGUCUUGAGCCGGUCACUCCCCUUGCUGUGUGUGUCACUGAUGACUGGCUAUUCAUCUGUCGACACUUUGGUUAAUAAAUCUAUUUUCUUUCUUGCUGAGAGCUAGACAAGAAGAUUGGUUCCGGUCUCAUCUCUGUCCUUUCAAUAUGUAGCUACAGCCAGUGGUCAGUUAGCCUAGCUUAGCAUAAAGGCUGGCUCUGCCCAGAGUUGUUUGUAUAGAGCCAGGCUAGCUGUUUCCCCCUGUUUCCAGUCUUUAUGCUAAGCUAAGAUAACCGGCUGGUGGCUGUAGCUCCAUAUUUAACAGAAAGAGACUGUAUGUUGUUCAAUGUUCACAUCUAAACCUUAGCAAGAUGGCAAAUAAGCAUACUUCCCAAAGUGUGGAGCUCUUCCUUUAAAGUAAUGUAAACAUUAGAUACCCAUUUUCAGACUUCAUUUCUGCUGAGCUCACAUGAAUUUAAAUUGAACUCUCCUACUUAAUAAUUUUGUAACAUUUCACGUAGUUUUACACUAUCAGUAGCUAACAAAUGUUUACCCACAGUAUUAUCUUGCACAGACAUUGACAUGUUUGCCUUGAAGAUGUAUAAUAAAUACUUCAAUAAAUAUAAAUGAUAAAGCUUAA